This is a messenger RNA of Entelurus aequoreus (snake pipefish), 2734 nucleotides long. RefSeq names its product adenine nucleotide translocase lysine methyltransferase (gene antkmt). The transcript has 6 exons. Gene Ontology annotation, molecular function: protein-lysine N-methyltransferase activity. The coding region runs from base 141 to 812 and encodes 223 amino acids. Lineage: Eukaryota; Metazoa; Chordata; Actinopteri; Syngnathiformes; Syngnathidae. The record is from RefSeq and is a predicted model, not a curated record. Gene Ontology annotation, biological process: regulation of mitochondrial ATP synthesis coupled proton transport; peptidyl-lysine trimethylation; positive regulation of proton-transporting ATP synthase activity, rotational mechanism. Gene Ontology annotation, cellular component: mitochondrion.
CAUAACCGGAACUAUUGUUACUGCAACCAAACGGAAAAGUUUGCAUGCGGACUUGUCCGUUCAGCUAAUGUGUCCGGCACUGUCGUAGGUCACCUGUGGUGUUUUUUUUUACACAACCUCAUGAGUAUUUUAACUCUGAAAUGGACGACGACGCCCCAGAUGAGGCGUUUGCUGAGCUGAAAACAAGGGAAGUCAGUGGCUGGGAAGUUGCUCAAAUUGCUGCUGCUACUGGCCUGGCUGUUUAUGCCAUGUGGGCAGGAAUCCUCCAGCCAGGUUUCCGAAAAGUCCCAUUGAGGUUACAGGUACCGUACAUACCUGCCAGUGAAGCCCAAGUGCGCAAUGUGAUGACAUUGCUAAAAGCCCGAAAGGGAGGCCUCGUGGAUUUAGGAUCUGGUGAUGGCCGCAUAGUUUUGGAGGCCUAUCGACAAGGCUUCACUCCUGCUGUUGGCUAUGAACUCAACCCAUGGCUUAUUCGAUUUUCCCGUUUCCAUGCAUGGAGAGCAGGUCAUCACGACAAAGUGUCUUACCGAAGAGAAGACCUUUGGAAGGUGGACUUGACGGAAUGCAAGAAUAUUACUGUUUUUUUAGCGCCGAGUGUGCUUUCACUACUGCAGGAGAAGAUGGAGGCCGAACUUCCUGAUGAUGCAUUAGUGGUAGCUGGCCGUUUCCCCAUCCCUGAUUGGACGCCGUGCAGAACCGAGGGACACGGGGUGGACAGAGCCUGGGCGUACAGCAUGAAAGCCCAAAGACAGCUCACUCCAAAUAAAGAUAAGAAGUUCACAGGCACGGAUGGACAUGUUAGCAAUGAAUAGAAGCAACCACUUGAUGGAUCAUAUGGGCUUCCCUUCAAAAAUGGACACAUUUAGUGUAUUUUCUGAACACAAUUUUUAUUCUAUCUAUACAGUAUAUCAGUAUUGUAAUUAUUAUUUAUUGACUGGUGAAAUGCAUUAUGUGCAAAUCCAAAGUAGUAUUGUGUGAUGUGUUUAUGUAAAGCAAGCUGGUCUCGGAUAGUUUUAGGCAUUUUGUUUUGAAAAAAUAAAUUAUUUUGCCUUAUGAAAAAAGGGCCUUUUUGGUCUCAUACCUUCACACAGUUGUCUAUAAUGAUACUAAAUGGCAGCCUCCUAAAAUGUAUAUUUUUGUUAUUUUAAAUGAUUCAAUCUUUUCAAAGUACUUGUACUUCAGCCUGACAUACAUUUUAAAUAUGAAGUAUAUUUUGUGGGUUUUAACCCUUGAAAAGCCAGUAUGCUUACAUCGUUCCAUAGUUUUUAUUGAGAAAAAACAUGUCCAUGAAAGUAAGGUAUUGUAUUUGUUAACUAUAGUAUAAUCAGGCAACAUUGAUUUCCAAACAUUCUCUCCAGAGCAAGUUUUGGUUUUGUCGCAUGCUUUACAAAAGAAAAAGUAGCGCUAUCUGAUAAACAGAAAUAAACUUUGGAGCCCAAAUAAUUGCAUUUGUUUAUAGUCAGAUAUGGGUUCAAAAAUACAUAUUCAAUAGGAUAUAUUUUGCUCCUCUUGUGUUGUCAGUUUUUGAGGAGCUUUGCCAUUUUAGGCUAUUUUUAACUAACUAAUAAAAAAAACAAAUUCCUCAGACAAUUUAUAUCCAUUCAACAAAGCGUAGACUUGUGUAUAAUCUCAGAAUGGUUGAUUUUAUGACUAUUCAGCACUGUCCAAAGUGGGGCCCGCAGUUAAUGUUUUUACCAUUUUAAAAAAUACUAUCACAAAAAAAACGUGGAAAAAUUGGAAAUAAAGGGUGUAAAGUAACAAGAAAAUUUUGUAAUGGUGACACUAAUAACACAAAGAUGCCAUGCAGGCAGGUUUUUACUUUAAAACUGUCAUUGCUCAAACAAUAAGGAAAAUUAAAAAUCGAUGGAUAGAUCUCAAGAUGAUUUAAGUGUUAAUGGUAAAAAAUAAUAUAUAUUGAUAUAUGACUUAUUUUUAAGACUUUGAUGGAUCACUGAGACCUUAAGUCAGAUUGUUUAUCAUUGUUUAAAAAAAAAAAGUGAAUCAAAAUCAAUGUUGGUUUGACUUAUUUACAUUUUUAAGGCUCCAAUUUCUUAUCAAAUGUUCAUCCAUCCAUCCAUUUUUUACCGCUUGUCCCAAUUUUGAAAAAUAUUACAGGGAAAUAUUUUUCUAUUAAAAUGGGUUUCUUCGGGGCAAAAGGUAACCUGAGAGUCAAGUUAGGCAAAAGGGGCAUAAAACAAAAAAAACAGUGUGGCGAAGUUGGGAGAGUGGCCGUGCCAGCAAUCUGAGGGUUACUGAUUCAAUCCACUUCUACCACCCUAGUCACGUUCGUUGUGUCCUUGAACGAGACCCUUCACCCUUGCUCCUGAUGGGCCUGGUUAGCGCCGUGCAUGACAGCUCCUGCCAUCAGUGUGUGAAAGUGGAAAUAGUGUCAAAGUGCUUUGAGUUCCUUAAAAAAGGUAGAAAAGCGCUAAACACGUACAACCCAUUUACCAUUUGUUUUAAAAAAAAAAGUGAAUCAAAAGCAAUGUUGGUUAUUUACAUUUUUAAGGCUCCAAUUACUUAUUAUCAAAUGUUCAUCCAUCCAUCCAUUUUCUACCGCUUGUCCCAAUUUUGAAAAAUAUUAUAGGAAAAUAUUUUUCUAUUAAAAUGGGUUUCUUCGGGGCAAAAGGUAACCUGAGAGUCAAGUUAGGGCAAAAAAAAUGUUUAUGGCAACGGAUAUAUUUGAAGUUGAUCAUUAUAUAUUGAAAUGUUAAAUAUGACUUGUUUUUAACAC